Aspergillus ochraceoroseus IBT 24754 is the source of this 2852-nucleotide messenger RNA. RefSeq names its product mannosyltransferase complex subunit MNN9. The transcript has 7 exons. Gene Ontology annotation, biological process: protein N-linked glycosylation; cell wall mannoprotein biosynthetic process. Gene Ontology annotation, molecular function: alpha-1,6-mannosyltransferase activity. The record is from RefSeq and is a predicted model, not a curated record. Gene Ontology annotation, cellular component: mannan polymerase complex. NCBI's taxonomy places the organism in Eukaryota, Fungi, Ascomycota, Eurotiomycetes, Eurotiales, Aspergillaceae. The coding region runs from base 276 to 2432 and encodes 718 amino acids.
AGACCGUAUACAAGAGAAUCCCAGUUUCUCAACUCUUGUCUACUCCUACAGGAGAUAAUCACGCUUACUAUUGAUAUUUCCCAGUCAUUCCAGUACCCGAAAUUUCACUCUAUCUUCAUAACUUUCGACCCAGGCUACACGCCGGAUGAGCAACUAACGACCAACUUCACUCCGCAUCCCGACGUCCGAUAAAAAAAAGAACAAGAACGCUCCCCCCCCUUUGCUCCCUCCCUUCUUGCGGUCUGGACUCAACUUCAGCCCCCCCUCGUUCGGGAAUGUCAUCUUCCCCUGCUUCGUUGUCGACAUCUCCGACGAGCGAAAUGGAUGCGCCCGAGUCUUCGCAGAAGAAGACCACGACGACCUCGAAGCGCGAUUAUAAGGGAUUUGUGGCGGGGGUCUUUUCCGGAAUUGCGAAGCUAAGUGUUGGGCACCCGUUUGAUACGGUCAAGGUCCGAUUACAAACGAGUCAAGAUGCCCAUUUCAAGGGACCGCUAGAUUGCCUGUUACAAACGGUACGCAACGAGGGGGUGAGUGGAUUAUACAAGGGCGCGACGCCACCGCUGGUAGGAUGGAUGGUCAUGGACUCUAUAAUGCUGGGCUCGUUAACCCUCUACCGUCGACUGCUGCUCGAGAACGUCUUUUCAACCCCUGGGAUUCGUGCUAUCACCCCUUUCGCUGCACGGCAACAGGACCCCCAUACUUUACCGAGUUUCGGCCAUGGAAUUGCAGGCAUCAUGGCUGGCACGACGGUCAGCUUCAUCGCUGCUCCUGUGGAGCACGUGAAGGCGCGUCUGCAGAUCCAAUACGCUGCGGAUAAGGCCAAGCGCUUAUAUAGUGGGCCGAUGGACUGCUCGCGCAAGAUUCUCCGCACGCACGGCAUCUCAGGUCUAUACCGCGGCCUCUUUGCAACGAUUCUCUUCCGCUCGUUUUUCUUCUUCUGGUGGGGUUCCUACGACGUGCUGAGUCGCAUGAUGAAAGAACGCACGACCCUGUCCGCACCGGCGAUCAACUUCUGGGCAGGCGGCAUCUCCGCCCAGAUCUUCUGGAUCACGUCGUAUCCAUCGGAUGUCGUGAAACAGCGCCUGAUGACGGACCCAAUGGGCGGAGCGCUCGGGGACGGACAGAGGAGGUUCCAGUGGUGGAAGGACGCGGCGGUGGCGGUCUAUCAGGAACGAGGGUGGAGAGGGUAUUGGAGGGGAUUUGUCCCGUGCUUUCUACGCGCAUUCCCAGCGAAUGCCAUGGCCUUGGUUGCAUUUGAGGGUGUGAUGAGAAUGGCCGUCGCACGCACCAUGCGACGUACAAGCCCAAUUACCCUCCUCCUCGCUGCCCUGUUAGCAUUCGGUUUCCUCUUCUUCUUGCUCUCUCCUUCGACCACGCCCUCAUCCUCCGCUGCUGCUGCUGCCGCCGCCGCCGCCGAUAUCUCGUCCAAGGAUUUCCGACUUGGGGACACCGCAGACCACCCUCUUUCUCCCCCGACAAAGCCCUUCAUUCCCCCAUCUAUCCGGGAUGAUGGCCAUCAACCCCCUCCCCCCGUUGUACACUACAAUCUGAACAGUCUCACUAGCUCCAGCGACGCCGCAAGCAGGGGCGAACGAGUUCUGGUCCUGACUCCCCUCACCCGCUUCUACCAAGGAUACUGGGAUAACCUCGUGCGCUUCAACUACCCACACGAGCUGAUCUCCCUAGGCUUUAUCAUCCCCCACACAAAAGAGGGCGAUGCCGCGACCGCUGCCCUCGAAGCGGCGAUCAGUAAAACCCAAUCCGGUCCGAUCCCCAACCGCUUUGCCAGCAUCAGCAUCCUCCGCCAGGAUUUCGAACCGCCCCUACAGUCGCAAAGUGAAAAAGAGCGCCACAAAAUGGCCAACCAGAAGAAACGCCGCGAAUCCAUGAGUCGCGCCCGCAACAGCCUCCUCUUUACGACCCUAGGCCCUGCAACCUCCUGGGUCCUCUGGCUUGACUCCGACAUUGUCGAAACCCCAAAUACCCUCAUCCAAGAUCUCACGAGCCACAAUCGGCCCGUCAUCGUCCCCAACUGCUACCAGCGCUACUACAACACCGACGACAAGAAAAUGGACGUCCGCCCGUACGACUACAACUCCUGGAUCGAUAGUCCCAUCGCCCAAAGCCUCGCCGCGAAAAUGGAGCCCGAUGAAAUCCUCCUCGAGGGCUACGCCGAGAUGCCUACCUACCGCACCCUCAUGGCUUAUCUUGCCGACACCGCGAAUCCCAACCCGCGCCGCGUCAUCAAUCUCGACGGCGUAGGCGGCACAGCGCUCAUGGUUAAAGCCGAUGUCCACCGCGAUGGCGCCAUGUUCCCGGCUUUCUCCUUUUUCCACCUGGUGGAAACAGAGGGGUUCGCGAAAAUGGCCAAACGCUUGGGCUAUACAGUGCAUGGGUUGCCGGAUUAUUUUGUAUACCAUUAUAACGAGUGAUGCUGUACUCAUUUUAUUUUGUCUUUUUUUUUUUUUUCCAUUUGUUUUUAUUUUGUCCCCCGCCUUUCCUUGUUUCGAAGAGAAAGGGUACUGAAAUGAUGUUUUACUAUUAGAUGGUUGUUACAUGGGUUAUGUUCUCUUCAAUUUUCAUCUUCGUUUGAAUGUGAUUCAUCUUGUUUGGAUUGGAUUGGAUUGGAUUCAUGUCGGGAUUGUAUCGCUACUUUACGUAUACAUUUAUCCAUCCAUUCCUUUCCGCGUCUCAGUGUUAGCGUGCGAUGGAUUGAUUUCCUUGUCCUUUAGUUGCCUAGCUACGUGCUUGGUAGGCGUUGUUGGUAUCCGGUAGUUUUGUAAGUACUUAGUAGUAACUAGUAGAAGUCAGGAAAGAAGGAAGAAUUUAGUCUCGUUCAGUGUAAUCAAUCG